This is a messenger RNA of Hypanus sabinus (Atlantic stingray), 3403 nucleotides long. RefSeq names its product calbindin 2a (gene calb2a). The transcript is spliced from 9 exons. Gene Ontology annotation, biological process: regulation of long-term synaptic potentiation; regulation of presynaptic cytosolic calcium ion concentration. The record is from RefSeq and is a predicted model, not a curated record. NCBI's taxonomy places the organism in Eukaryota, Metazoa, Chordata, Chondrichthyes, Myliobatiformes, Dasyatidae. Gene Ontology annotation, molecular function: calcium ion binding. Gene Ontology annotation, cellular component: dendrite; nucleus; cytosol. Bases 251 to 877 code for a protein of 208 amino acids.
AAUUACCAUACCAUCUCUUUCAGAGUCUUCUCCAAACUUGCUGGCCAAGUGGCAAGCGAUUAGAGAGGGGGUAGCGGCAGAAACCCCCAGCCCCGACGCCAGGCACAUUUCAGACGGGCAAGUCCCGGGACGCGGCGACCCCUGCAGUCCGGCCGCCGAACUGCGUCGGCGAAGCGGGGCAAUAAAAGGGCUGAGCUCGGACGCGGCUCGACAGCAGUUCCAAGCGGGGUCCGGGCGCACACGGCACGGCAUGGCUGAGAGUCAGCUGCCGCCCUACCUGAACCUGGCCGAGCUCACCGCCUCGCAGUUCCUGGAGGUCUGGAAACAUUACGAUGCAGACGGCAACGGUUAUAUCGAAGGCAAGGAGCUGGAGAAUUUCAUCAGGGAGUUACAGCGAGUGAGGAAAGGGGCGUGCGUGGAAAUACAGAUGAAGGAGUUUAUGGAGAAAUAUGACAAGAAUGCAGAUGGAAGGAUUGAGAUGGCUGAACUAGCGCAGAUACUUCCAACCGAAGAGAACUUCUUACUGUGCUUCCGGCAGUGUGUGCGGUCCAGCGGAGAAUUCAUGCAGACCUGGAGGAAGUACGACGCAGACUGCAGUGGCUAUAUCGAAGCAAAUGAACUGAAGAGCUUCCUGAGGGACCUGUUGAAGAAAGCCAACAGACACUAUGAUGACAAGAAACUGCAGGAGUAUACACAGACGAUACUGAAAAUGUUCGACGCAAAUGGCGAUGGGAAGCUGGGGCUCUCAGAGAUGGCACGCCUAUUACCUGUUCAGGAAAAUUUUUUGCUAAGGUUCCAGGAUGACAGAGGAUCAAAGGUAAGUUUCAGUGCUAAGGUGAUUUUAAUUUCACUUACAACAUUCCAUAUUAACAACUGAUGUCACCUGUGUUGCUGUGUUUGUGUUUGAGUUUUUGUUUUCGUGAAUAUCUCUGUUUUACUGUGUGUUCGUGUUCAUGAAUCGAAGAAAAGUUGUUGAUAAUUUGCUGCCUUGCAAGCUGCAUAGCCAGAUCAACAAACUUAGCCUUUUUAUAACGUUCUUCGCUGCCCUACCUCCCAUCGUCCCCCAGACCCCUGUCCAUCUCUCAAAUUCCCCCGUACCCUUACCCCACUUCCCAUCUUUCCCCAAACCCCUGCCCCGUCUUCCCUCAGCCACUCUGCAGGUCUAUUUCUAUUCACUUCUAUCUUUUACACGUUCCCUGUACUUUUAUCCUGUUUCUGUUCAUCCUUGUGGCUCUUAACUCACCCCUAUCCAAUAUUUCAAUCUUUUGUUCAUCCAACCCCCCCCCCCCCACACCCUGUUUUUGAAGCCAUGGGCCAUUGUACGCUUGUUUGCUGGACCUCUGCCCACUCCACCUCAUUCACCCUCAAGACUUGGAACAGAAUUAGUAUUUCACUUGGCCUCCUAUGUCUCAGUCCAUCUUCCCCCUCCCUUUCCAGGGAUCUGCCCCCCUCACAUCUCAUCCCAUUAAACUUCAACGUGAUUUUAAUGAGUCUCAAUUUCCUUUGCUUUCCUUUCACUUCUCUAUAAGCCUGCAUCUCUUCAUCUUUUGUGAUGCUUGUUAGGUAAAUUCAAGUGUGCGGUAGCAAAAUCUUAAUGGGAAGAAAGUUUAGCUCUGAAGAAACUUUUUCAGGUACAACUAAUAAUAAAUGUAACAUCCUGCUAUUGUGACUUCUAUUAUUCAUAAAACAUUAAUGGAGAGACCAGAAAUCUCAUACGGAACCGAUUACUUAUGACAAAUCUUUAACCAUGCGAUGUAUCGUCCUUAUAAAAUUCUAGACAGUAAACCUCAAACAAGAUAACAUUUCAGAGGGCCUAAAGAUUGCAAGUUUUAGUAUAGUCUGAAAGAAGAUGGUGAAGUAAAGAGGAUUAGGGAUGGAACUUUUGAGCUGGAACAAGGUAUGGGUGGAGGAGCUGUUUAAAAUGUGGGCACAGUUGGAGUUUCACAGAAGUAAGGAGGAGUGUAGAACCAGAGGGAGUUGAGGGAUGUGGAGUGACUCUGGGCUUAAGGGAUACCAGAAAUCAGAAUAAAUUGUCAAUCACAGGAGUUGAUGUGGGCCAAGAGACUCAGAUGAGCCAUAUUUAAGAAGGGAGAAGAUGGAAGAACAAUGGAGAUGUCAGCCGUGAGUUGACAAGGGGUGAAAUUAAAUGUGGGCCCUGAUUUGACUUGGUGAUGGAGCAAGUGUGUUUGGGGUUAAACACAACACGAGGAUUACCAGUGCUCCUCUUUAGCCUCAGACAGCGAGGGAAAUGACAAUUGGGGCAGAAUAAGAGGGACUGUUCACUGCCGCUGGCUCGCAGACCCUAGUUUUCUCAGUGUGGAGUUUGCAACAUUCUCCCUCAGACCACUGAGGCUUCCCCAUGGCCCCAGUUUCCUGUCCUCAUGUAGCUUGGUGGGUGAAGUGGCCCCAGUUUCCUGUCCUCAUGUAGCUUGGUGGGUGAAGUGGCCCCAGUUUCCUGUCCUCAUGUAGCUUGGUGGGUGAAGUGGCCCCAGUUUCCUGUCCUCAUGUAGCUUGGUGGGUGAAGUGGCCCCAGUUUCCUGUCCUCAUGUAGCUUGGUGGGUGAAGUGGCCCCAGUUUCCUGUCCUCAUGUAGCUUGGUGGGUGAAGUGGCCCCAGUUUCCUGUUCUCAUGUAGCUUGGUGGGUGAAGUGGCCCCAGUUUCCUGUCCUCAUGUAGCUUGGUGGGUGAAGUGGCCCCAGUUUCCUGUCCUCAUGUAGCUUGGUGGGUGAAGUGGCCCCAGUUUCCUGUCCUCAUGUAGCUUGGUGGGUGAAGUGGCCCCAGUUUCCUGUUCUCAUGUAGCUUGGUGGGUGAAGUGGCCCCAGUUUCCUGUCCUCAUGUAGCUUGGUGGGUGAAGUGGCCCCAGUUUCCUGUCCUCAUGUAGCUUGGUGGGUGAAGUGGCCCCAGUUUCCUGUUCUCAUGUAGCUUGGUGGGUGAAGUGGCCCCAGUUUCCUGUCCUCAUGUAGCUUGGUGGGUGAAGUGGCCCCAGUUUCCUGUCCUCAUGUAGCUUGGUGGGUGAAGUGGCCCCAGUUUCCUGUUCUCAUGUAGCUUGGUGGGUGAAGUGGCCCCAGUUUCCUGUCCUCAUGUAGCUUGGUGGGUGAAGUGGCCCCAGUUUCCUGUCCUCAUGUAGCUUGGUGGGUGAAGUGGCCCCAGUUUCCUGUCCUCAUGUAGCUUGGUGGGUGAAGUGGCCCCAGUUUCAAUGCAUGGCAAAAGAAUCAAAGGAGAAAUCUGUGAGAAAGAGGACGCUGCAGGAAUACAAAGGGAAUGGGAAUGAUGUGAAGCUGAGGGAUACAGGGGAAUGGGAGUGAUGGGAAGCUGAGGGAUACAGGGGAAUGGGAAUGAUGGGAAGCUGAGGGAUACAGAAGUGAUGGGAAGCUGAGGGAUACAGGGGAAUGGGAAUGAUGGGAA